GAGACAGCGACCGCCGCCACUGUUUCAGUACCCGACCUUGACAAGGUCCCACUCGCCACGGAGGCACCGGCCGGAGAGCCAAGUCAAUUGAAGGAGGAGCGAGUGUUCGCUCAAAUCUUCGACAUAACUGCCCCGGCACCGACUGGAGAGCCAAGUCAAUUGAAGGAGGAGCGAGUGUUCGCUCAAAUCGGUAAAAGAGGCGAGCAGCAGCAAGAGCACCGGCGAUGGGUCCUCGACACAGGGGCAACAAACCAUAUGACCGGGGCCAAGUCUGCGUUCUCCGAGCUUGAUUUUGGGAUUCGCGGGACGGUGAAAUUCUGCGAUGGCUCCGUCAUCGAGAUCGAAGGGCACGACACCAUCUUGUUCGUCGGCAAGCACCACAAGCUGACCGGCGUCUACAUCAUCCCGAGGCUCAAGGCUAAUAUUGUGAGACUGGGUCAACUCGAUAAGGCCGGCUGCCACAUUUCCAUCAAGCGCGGGAUACUUAGGAUCCGUGAUGAUCGACGACAGUUGCUCACGCAAGUUUGGUGCACGGCAAACCACCUUUACAUCCAAGAGUUGGAGAUAGAGCAAUCAGUCAACCUCUCGGCUAGGUACCGGAGGAUGGAAGACCUAUUAGGAAAAGGUGAACCACCUGGACUGGUGCGGAGGAUGGAAGACCUAUUAGGAAGAGGUGAACCACGUGGACUGGCGCGGAGGAUGGAAGACCUAUUAGAAAGAGGUAAACCACGUGGACUGGCGCGGAGGAUGGAAGACCUAUUAGGAAGAGGUGAACCAUGUGGACGGGCGCAGAGGAUGGAAGACCUAUUAGGAAGAGGUGAACCACCUGGACUGGCGCGGAGGAUGGAAGACCUAUUAGGAAGAGGUGAACCAUGUGGGCGGGCGCGGAGGAUGGAAGACCUAUUAGGAAGAGGUGAACCAUGUGGACGGGCGCGGAGGAUGGAAGACCUAUUAGGAAGAGGUGAACCACCUGGACUGGCGCGGAGGAUGGAAGACCUAUUAGGAAGAGGUGAACCACCCCGCCAUUGCAGCGCGCUAGCUCGAAGAAGAGGUGGCCGAACAAGACGUGGAGUCUGAAAGACAUGCCGCCAGGGACACCGAGCCAUAUGGCUCAAAUCGGAGUUCAAACAAAAUAAGGUAGAUAUACCACAGGUAGACGUGGAGUCUGGAAGACAUGUCGGGGACACAGAGCCAUAGGGCUCAAAUCGGAGUUCAAACAAAAUAAGGUAGAUAUACCACAAGUAGAUGUGGAGUCUGGAAGACAUGCCGGGGACACCGAGCCAUAGGGCUCAAAUCGGAGUUCAAACAAAAUAAGGUAGAUGUACAGGUAGACGUGAAGUCUGGAAGACAUGUCGGGGACAUAGAGCCAUAAGGCUCAAAUCGGAGUUCAAACAAAAUAAGGUAGAUAUACCACAAGUAGAUGUGGAGUCUGGAAGACAUGCCGGGGACACCGAGCCAUAGGGCUCAAAUCGGAGUUCAAACAAAAUAAGGUAGAUAUACCACAGGUAGACGUGAAGUCUGGAAGACAUGUCGGGGACAUAGAGCCAUAGGGCUCAAAUCGGAGUUCAAACAAAAUAAGGUAGAUAUACCACAAGUAGAUGUGGAGUCUGGAAGACAUGCCAGGGACACCGAGCCAUAGGACUCAAAUCGGAGUUCAAACAAAAUAAGGUAGAUAUACCACAGGUUUUAGGAGGAGGUUGUUAGAUAAAACCUGAGAU
Cucurbita maxima (winter squash) is the source of this 1718-nucleotide messenger RNA. RefSeq lists its product as uncharacterized. The record is from RefSeq and is a predicted model, not a curated record. The coding region runs from base 256 to 1077 and encodes 273 amino acids. NCBI's taxonomy places the organism in Eukaryota, Viridiplantae, Streptophyta, Magnoliopsida, Cucurbitales, Cucurbitaceae. The transcript has 3 exons.